AAACUCUCCCUCCUGCCUGCACUUUCUGGUCUGUUCAGACUGUGAUCCUUCAGUAUCCAUAGCUGUUCACCAUGUCUAUGUCUUUUUCUUUAUCCUCUUCCAGACUCUCUGGGGGAUAUGGAGGUCUUGGCAUGGCUCGGGCUGGUGCAGGUGGUGGGGCUAGACUGGGUCUGGGGCUAGGAAGUGGUGCUGGCUUUGGUGCAGGGCUUGGCCUUGGAGGAGGAUUGGGCUUUGGUGGCAGUGGAGGCUUUGGCCUUGGCAUUGGUGGAGGUGUAGGAGCUGGUGCAGGACUGGCACUGGGUGGUGGUGGUGGUGGGGCACUGGUUGCCAGUCCUGCAUUCGCUAUGGGUCGUGCCAUUGCUGCAGGAGGGCUCAGUACAAGCUCUGCACUUGCCGCUGGCUCAGGAUCAGGUGCUGCUGUGGCCCCGAUACUUUCCAGACAGGCUGAGAAGCACAUGCUUUCUGGGCUCAAUGAUCGUUUCUCUGGGUAUAUGGCCAAAGUACGGGCGCUACAGCAAGAGAAUGCAGCUCUGGAGGCCAAGCUGUCCCAGUUGACUGGGGGGACAGACGUGUCCCAAGAAUCAUCUGGGAGUUCCACACUGGAGUAUGAGGCCCAGCUGAGUGAAUAUCGCAGCACACUGGAAACUCUCAAUAUUGACACUGUCAAGCUGGAGAUUGAGCUGGACAAUGUCCGUGGCACUGCCCAUGAACUGAAGGCUAAGCUUGACUUUGAACAAGGAGUGAAGUUUCAACUUGAGUCUGACAUUGCUGCCAUGAAAAAGGACAUUGAAAUGGCCUCUGACCUAAGAAUCGAUUUGGAUGCCAAAUAUUCUAGCCUGAAAAAUGAACUGGAAUUUGUCAGCAAAAUGCAGGAGGAGGAACUGUCUUCUUUGCAAUCCAAACUGGGCACAACAACAAUGGACACUUCAGUCUCAAUGAUUGAAGUAGACACUGGCAAGUCAUUUGACAUCUCUACAGCACUCAACAAGAUGCGAGAGGAAUAUGAGAAAUCUGUGCAUCAACACAGAGAAGAGGCUGAGGCUUACUACAAACUCAAGAUGGACGAGAUACAGACGACCAAUGCCAAAAACACAGAGGCUGUGUCAUCGACUAAAACUGAGAUCACAGCAGCCAGGAAAGAGCUGCAGACACUGAGUUUAGAGCUGCAGGGUCUUGUUGCUACUAAUAUGAGUCUAGAGCAGAGUUUAGCAGAAGCCCAGGCCCAGUCCAGUGUGGGUGUUGCUGAGUACCAGGCACAGAUCGCUAGCCUGACAUCAGCCAUAGAGGUGGCUAAAGCAGAUCUCCACAAACAGAUCCUUGCCUACCAAGAGCUGCUGGACAUCAAACUUGCCCUAGAUGUCGAGAUCUCCACCUACAGAAAACUGCUGGAAGGAGAUGACUUCAAAAUGCCAGAGUUCACAGAGACAUCCUACACUUUUUCAGGGAGGGCUUUGCCCUACACCAGCACCCCCCAGGACUCCACCCUUAACUCUGCCCUAAAGAACAUACAUACUAGAUACUUCCUGACAGCGGGUCAAAUACAGGUCAAAGAAAUUAUUACAACAGAGACAUCAGUCAUUUCUGACGCUGAUGAUACCGAAUCCUCUUGAUUGCUGGGAGGCAUCCAGUCAAUGCAGGCUUGAUAAAUGCAGACCCGUGCAAGACACAUCCAAUCCAAAAAUGUGGAGUUCCAUCGUCUGUUCCUUCAAUAAAGCUGUAUUUCUGAUGUAACCCUU
This is a messenger RNA of Myxocyprinus asiaticus (Chinese sucker), 1736 nucleotides long. RefSeq lists its product as uncharacterized. The transcript has 10 exons. The record is from RefSeq and is a predicted model, not a curated record. Gene Ontology annotation, cellular component: axon; plasma membrane; type III intermediate filament. Bases 72 to 1610 code for a protein of 512 amino acids. Lineage: Eukaryota; Metazoa; Chordata; Actinopteri; Cypriniformes; Catostomidae.